Aphanomyces invadans is the source of this 1266-nucleotide messenger RNA. RefSeq lists its product as hypothetical. The transcript has a single exon. NCBI's taxonomy places the organism in Eukaryota, Oomycota, Saprolegniomycetes, Saprolegniales, Verrucalvaceae. Gene Ontology annotation, molecular function: ATP binding; AMP kinase activity. Bases 45 to 770 code for a protein of 241 amino acids. The record is from RefSeq and is a predicted model, not a curated record. Gene Ontology annotation, cellular component: mitochondrion; cytoplasm. Gene Ontology annotation, biological process: nucleobase-containing compound metabolic process.
CCGAAUUUUGCGAGUUGACGCGUACACGCCGCAACACAUCGCCGAUGUCUCUCGCAGCGAUCCCGACGAAGGCCCUGUUGGCGGAACUGGAAACGCGCCUGGAAUGUGCUGGCAAGAAGGAGCGCCGCACCGUGUUCAUCGGCCCGCCUGGCUGCGGCAAGGGCACUCAAAGCCCGAUUGUCAAGGACGAAUAUUGCUUGUGCCACUUGGCCACGGGCGACAUGCUUCGCGCGGCCGUCCGUGAAGGCACUGAAAUGGGCAAGAAGGCCAAGGCCGCCAUGGAAUCCGGCGCGCUGGUCACGGACGAAAUCGUGAUCGGGAUCAUCAAGGACGCCAUCAAGAGCCCGGAAUGCCGCCGCGGGUUCAUUCUCGAUGGGUUUCCACGCACGGUUGUCCAAGCCGAGAAGUUGGACGAAAUGCUCGCGUCGUCUAAUACGCAAGUGGACAAGGUAGUGAACUUCAACAUCCCGGACCAAGUCUUGGUCGAACGCAUCUCGGGACGUCGAAUCCACCCCGCCAGCGGCCGCAGCUACCACGUCAAGUUCAACCCACCAAAGGUGGCAGACAUCGACGACAUCACGGGCGAGCCCUUGAUCCAGCGCAAGGACGACAACGUUGCGACGUUGGGCGCGCGCCUCGAAGCGUUUCACAAGCAGACGCAGCCUGUGAUUGAUUUCUACGCUCGCCAAGGCAAGCUCGUCGAAGUCAAUGCGAACAUUAGCAUGGACACCGUGACCAAGCAGAUCCGAGAGAGCUUUGGCACCGACUAAUUGCCCAACACACGUACACUGGUCCUGUUGAGUGCUCAUGGGAGGGGGUUUGCGGUUGCACCAACGGCUGGAACGCAUCGUGCGCCAAUGCGGCUGGCACCGUCUGUAGAUGGAUGUGUGCAACGUGUUGGCGGUGGGAAUCGGCAGGCGGCAGAGCACCUGAGCCAUCAAACGACUCGAAGAUGGAAACUCGUAUUAUGUUUAUUGCUAAAAGUACGUGAAGAUGCAGACUUCGCAGGGCUCGACAAGCGGUACGACGUUUCCAGCCCAGCUCACCGUUCCAUUCGUCUGCCGCGGUUUGUCCGAGCUGGCGGGGCAUUGCGGCGGCGACACGUCGACGCCAUUGACAUGGGUCAGGAACACUUCUUCGUCCGGCAUUCCGGCCAAGGCACAUGGCGACCCAGGAACGGCCUGGACAACGAUCCAUCCGUCUUGUUGGCGCACAGGCUUCAAGCCCAAACUCCCAUUUCGUUUCGUCACCUACCGCAACACUCAC